AUGUCUUACGAUCCCAAGAACGAGGACGCCAUUUUCCAGAAGGACGUCGAGGCUGUGAAGCAGUGGUGGAAGUCUCCCCGCUUUGCCCGUGUCACUCGCCCGUACACUGCUGAGCAGGUCGUCAGCAAGCGUGGCACCAUGCGCACUCAGUACCCCUCCAACGAGCAGGGCAAGAAGAUGUGGGCUCUUCUUGAGGAGCACGCCAAGAACAAGACCACUUCGCACACCUACGGCGCCCUUGACCCCGUGCAGGUGACGCAGAUGGCCAAGUACCUGGAGACCGUGUACGUGUCGGGCUGGCAGAGCUCGAGCACGGCCAGCUCGACCAACGAGCCGGGUCCGGAUCUGGCUGACUACCCGUACAACACUGUGCCGAACAAGGUUGAGCACCUUUUCAUGGCUCAGCAGUUCCACGACCGCAAGCAGCAGGAGGCUCGUCGCCGCAUGACCCCUGCUGAGCGUGCCAAGACUCCGUACGUGGACUACUUGCGCCCGAUUGUGGCUGAUGCCGACACUGGUCACGGUGGUCUGACGGCCGUCAUGAAGCUCACCAAGCUCUUCGUUGAGAAGGGUGCUGCUGGUAUUCACAUUGAGGACCAGGCUCCUGGUACCAAGAAGUGUGGUCACAUGGCCGGUAAGGUGCUGGUUCCGAUCCAGGAACACAUCAACCGUCUGAUUGCCAUCCGCUUCCAGUACGAUAUUAUGGGUGUGGAGAACCUGGUCGUGGCCCGUACCGACUCGGAGGCUGCUACUCUUAUCACUACCAACGUCGACGAGCGUGACCACGCCUGGAUUCUGGGCACCACCAACCCUGACCUGAACCCGCUUGUGGAUGUCAUGAACGCGGCUGAGCGCAGCGGUAAGCAGGGUGAUGAUCUGCAGGCUGUCGAGGACGAGUGGACUGCGAAGGCUGGUCUCUGCCUCUUCUCGGAUGCCGUUGUGGAUGCUAUGAAGAAGAAGGGUGUUUCGGAGAAGGACCAGAAGGAGUUCAAGCAGGCUGCUGCCAAGCUCUCGAACAAGCAGGCUCGUGCCCUUGCCGCCAAGUACGGUGUGGAUGAGAAGAGCGGCUUCUUCUGGGACUGGGAUGCGCCGCGUACCCGUGAGGGUUACUACCAGUACCGCGGUGGUACGCAGUGUGCCGUUAACCGUGCUGUGGCCUUUGCCCCGUACGCCGACCUCCUUUGGAUGGAGACCAAGUCGCCGAUUCUGGCGCAGGCGAAGGAGUUCGCCGAGGGUGUUCGCGCCGCUCGCCCUGGUCAGUGGCUCGCCUACAACCUCUCGCCGUCGUUCAACUGGGACGCUGCCAAGCUCUCGGAGGAGCAGAUGCGCUCGUACGUGUGGGACCUCGGUAAGCUGGGCUUCGUCUGGCAGUUCAUUACCCUGGGUGGUCUCCACUCGAAUGCCUACAUCAGCGACCUGUUCGCCAAGGGCUUCGCUAAGGACGGCAUGAAGGCCUAUGUUACCCUCGUCCAGCGCCGUGAGCGUGAGAUUGGCUGCGAUGUCCUGACCCACCAGAAGUGGAGUGGUGCUGACUUCGUGGACAACCUGCUGAAGACUGUCACUGGUGGUGUCUCGUCGACCGCGGCCAUGGGCAAGGGUGUCACUGAGACCCAGUUCGGCGGCAAGUAA
Molecule: messenger RNA, 1629 nt
Organism: Malassezia pachydermatis
Lineage: Eukaryota; Fungi; Basidiomycota; Malasseziomycetes; Malasseziales; Malasseziaceae
Product: isocitrate lyase
Exons: 1
Coding region: 1-1629 (542 amino acids)
Biological process (GO): carboxylic acid metabolic process
Molecular function (GO): isocitrate lyase activity
Source: RefSeq, a predicted model, not a curated record